AUGCCCACAAUGGCCACCCCUUGUGUUUCGCAACGGUGUGGCCUAUGCGGCUUCAAGCUUCAAGACAAUGAUGAUAUUGUUGCCAUAAUGCACGAUGGACAGCAGUCGAAGACGAUGACUAACAAACCAUCGAUACUUGAAGAAUUUGAAUUCAUCGAGUGCGUUGGGGCCUGCCCUCACCUUGGUGGACAGGCAACGGGCUGCCAUAUCGCAUGCGCCAAUCACGUACCCUCAGCAUUACGCGUAUCACUCCUCAGGGCGUUGGCGUACCAAUACGAACCUUCACCGAGUGAACUGGCCGCGCGCAUCAGAUGGCUCCGUCUACAGUUUGCUACGUCACCGAUCCUAAGGCGAGCGGAACCACACUUACCCCAAGAACUUCGUUAUCAUAUUGCGAAGUACCUCCUGCAGGGCCCCUCUCUGCACCGCUACGCCAUGGCAUAUGCUCAAACCCUGCCGAAGAUGGAGAGCGGCAGCUCCCUCAUUCGCGUCUCGGCCAGGAUUUGGGCGCGUUUCAUCGACUUUGAAGGCGUUCGAUAUUUUUCGUCCAUGAGCAAUUCGUGCGAUAACCAUCAUACGGAGUUAGUUUUUACGCCUGACCCUUCCCGGCGCGUGGAAUCUGUCUAUGUCGCCGAGAAUUAUCUUGGUGUGGUGCAGGUGAUUUUUUGCUGCUCUGAUCAACCUCCAGUCGUGGAGCGAUGCCAGGGCAUUUGGUGGAGAGUCAUUCGGCUUCACGAUGACCUGAUGCUUAUCACUCAGACUGACUCACAGGGUGUUAAGCUACGUAGCCUUGCCUUAAGAAACGAGGAGUCGAAUUUGCAUUUAAAUCACUUGUGGUGCAUUCCUCCAUCAGAGCCUGUCAGAUUGGUUCAACUGGAUCAAGGUCCACCAGCAGCUCAGAUAUCAAUGCUGGAAUGCAACAAACCACGUGUAACCGCGUAUUCGGUAUAUUGGUACUGUCGUAUCAUGUUGAUUCAUGCACACGUGGCGGGAGAAAAGCUCGCAUUCUACCAGGGCCAUGAUAAAGGAGUUUGGGUGUAUUUUGCUCUUGAACAGGGGGAGAAGAUAUCACAAAUCUGGAUGUAUAGCCAAUUCAAACGAGGCUCAGUUUUGAUCUUCAGAACGACACAUAGCCGUGUUGCUUGUUUCGGUCCUCAACCCAAGUUACAACCACUACCCAUACCGACCCUAAUCGAUGUUCCACGUCAAGAUAGGGGAAGCCGCCUUUUUUGGGAGCACUCUCCAUUAGGGGUACGCAACCUAUUUUUUGAAACCUCUGUACCAGCACCUGCUUCGGAAUCCCUAGCUCUCCCCAGACCCUCCUCUCAACAUCCAAGGUCAACCUUCUUCGAGUCUUACUUCUACUCUACUGCAACUUUAGAUGGUGUUAGAAGGAUUGUGCCAUGCCAGCGAUAUAUACACGGCAAACUACGUAUCAUUGGGCUGCUUCUUCAGUUUCCUGGGGGCCGUCAGUCUUGCGUUGGCCAGGUUCGCCUUGACAGCUUGGGAAAUCAUCUCCAAGCGGAUGGUAAUCAAAGCAUCUGGCUCGGCUUCUCCAAAGAUGAUCACAGGCCGUUCGUAUCUGCCUUGGAACUUUCGGAACCAAAACAAAGUGAAGGCCUCUCUUGGCUCGAGGUACAACUUUGCGGCACGUUGGAAUGGUGGUUUUCCUCGAGACAAUGCCAAGUGUGUUAUAUGGGAAAGUCGAGUCCACCAACUAGACUUUGA
This is a messenger RNA of Colletotrichum navitas, 1728 nucleotides long. RefSeq lists its product as uncharacterized. NCBI's taxonomy places the organism in Eukaryota, Fungi, Ascomycota, Sordariomycetes, Glomerellales, Glomerellaceae. The record is from RefSeq and is a predicted model, not a curated record. Bases 1 to 1728 code for a protein of 575 amino acids. The transcript has 4 exons.